AUGUCCUCAGUUCUGCAACGAUGCCUUGAUGAAAAAUGGGGUUAUGGCUAUGUCUUCGAACUUGGAUUGUCGCUGCGGACGCAAGGUGUCGAUGAGAACUUGGAUGAAGACCGAGUGGCCCAGAUGCUGCUUUCGGAGUUCAGCCACUUCAAAGAAGUCAUGACUAUGGUAUGGAAUGAAGAGACAAUCCGAAAACCAGCCGAAGAUACGGUACAAGAUAUUCGAGGAUAUUUCCAAAAUGCAUCACAACCUGAUUGUAGAGAAGAGGUCGACAUUGAGCGCGACGAAUUGCUCGACCAUUUCCGCUGUUUUGAUGCUGCGUACAAGACUUUGCUUGUAGAGUUUUUGCCUGAUGGAGCUGACAUAAAUGAUUUGGUGCGUAAAACGACAAAGCUGGCAGAGCAACUGAAACCGCUAUCGUGUGCCAAAGGAUGGGAUGCGAAGGUCAAGAAAUCGAUUCCGAAUCUUCUCGCUGGAAUCUUUGCAUUAUUCACUGUGUUAAAAUCUGGAGUCGCUUACAACAGGCUGGAAUCGUCUGCUGGGACACCAACAGUACUUGGCGACGAACUGUUGAUGAGGCCACACAAUAUCCAAGUAUUAACACUGCUGUGCAUGUUUGGAUGUGGGCAACCAUCCCAUGAAACUCUGGAAAGUCAGCUAAUGCAAAUCAGGACUGGGGAAGGAAAAUCGAUGAUACUGGGAGCAGCUGCAACCUUCUUGGGUCUUUUAGGGUUUCGAGUUCGAUGCGUUUGCUACAGCGAAUACCUUUCUGAUCGCGAUUACGGUCUUUUCGAAGACGUCUUUCGCCGAUUCCAGAUUCACGAAGACGUGGUUUAUAGUAAGAUCACCACACUCUCUGAGGACACGACAGCAGCAAAAGGAGACAUUCGAUACUUGACAGAAUCGCUGGUGCUUGGGAGCCUACCGAACAGCUCCCAAAAGCGCGACGGGGAAUCAUCGACUCAGAUUGCAGUGGCUGGUGCGUCUGUCUACGAAAGAGAAACACCACAAGACUCUUCUAGGCUUCAAUGUAUCAAUUCCAUUGAAGAAUCGGCGAAAACAACUUAUCGAAUUUCUGCUACCGGCAUUGGCCUCCCUGAUAAACUGCAGCGACAAAGGAGUGGGGAACAGCUUGAAACUACCGCGACUACAUCUUCUGCCAAUCCAACUGUCAUGGCUAGUUCCGAACGAAACAUUAAGCCACAGCAGAUAAAAGUACAACUCGAAACUGUUUCCAGCCACUCACCUGCCGAACCAACCGUGAUGGCGACUUCCGAGCGAGUCGUCCAGCAUCAAACGGGAGAACAACUGUUUGAAACUACAGCUGGCCAAUCGUUAGCUAAGGAGAUUGUGAGGAAGAGUGAUGUGGGAGAUGUGCAACUGCAAGAGAGAGAACACCGGCUUAAGGCCGAUCCUAUUCAACCGCGUGCAAAGCCUAUUGUGGCGCCUACUUUCGAGCGAAAGGUCAAGGAGGAAAUUUUGCUUGUUGAUGAAGUUGAUGUGUUUUUUGGCCAAGAGUUUUAUGGCCAAACAUACAAUCAAGUAGCACAACUGCGGGAACCUGAAGUUUCGGAAUUGCUGCAAAUCAUCUGGAAACAUGACGGCUCUCAGAAGAAGCUACGCCUUGCGGAUAUCAAGAGUACCGACCCAUAUCUUCGUCUACUACAGAAGAUGGAUGGAUUUGAAUUCCUUCUCGAGAACGAAAUAUCCUUGAUGUUGAAGCAUGUGACCCGAAUCGAUGACGAACCUUACUUUUUGGAUGAGAUUGAGCAGAGAAUCGGAUACAAGGUCAUGGACACGAUUUCAUACAAUGUGACAUAUGGAUAUCGAACUGUGUUCGCCUACCUUCAAGAGUAUGACCGAGGCAACAUCAACGAUCAAACACUGUCAAGAGUUCUGACAAUGCCAAUUUCGUGUGGGCAGUUUUCCUAUGCUGACAUAACUCCAACUAGGAUCCUGGGUGUUUCGGGGACGCUUGACGUAAUGAGUCGGUACGAAAAAGAGGUAUUGACAAGAUACGGUGUGAACACGUAUCUCUAUGUUCCAAGUGUCUAUGGACAAUCGAACUUCUCCUUCGAUCAAGCUGGCGAAGGAAUCGCAGUGGAAACCAACAAGAGCAAUUUUUAUCACAAAAUCUGUGAAGAAAUAAAGAAAGUCUCCGACGAAAAACGUGCUGUUAUAGUCUUUUUCAAAGACCUUGAAUCAGUUAAAGACUUUGCAUCAAGUCCAUUAUACCAAAAGCUUGGACGUCAAAAGAAAAUUCUCUCAGAAGAUAUGGUACCAUCCGAAAAGGACUUUGUGAUCAGUAAAGCUGCAACAGCAAAGCAGAUAACGAUAUGUCCAGCUGUUUUUGGACGAGGAACUGACUUUUUUUGCAAGGACGCAAAGGUAGAAAAGUGUGGUGGCGUUCAUGUCAUUCAGACUUUCCUGUCUGAGCAACGAAGUGAGGAAGUGCAGAUUCAAGGCCGUACUUCUCGUCAGGGCAAAAAGGGGUCAUACAAACUGAUCUUGCACGAAUGUGACCUCGUGAAGACAUUCGGAAUGAAAGAUGGAGAGAAAGACACCGUCCCGAAGUCUGAUUGGUACCAAUGGCUCUGUGACGCCAGAGAUAGAUAUUGUGAUGAGCAUUCCAAGAAAGUGGAAAGGAAUCUAGCCGCAGCAACAAAGAAAGACCGCAACACUCAUGACUAUUUCGAUGCGCUUUUAGCAGCGAAGCAAUCCAGGGCGGAAUCGCUCUUUAAGGAAAUAUAUCUGGCAAUGAAAAGGCCACUUCCAUCUACAGUGAUCCUGGAUAUGGCAUUCGCCAUUGAUACCACCGGUAGCAUGCAUCGUUUCUCUCAAGAAUUGCCAUCGAUUCUAGUCAAAUUACUUCAAGGCCAAGAUUCGAUAGCAGCCAAGCUCAAGGUGAAGUUUCCAGAGCUCACGUUCAAACUUCGUGUUGGUGUGCUCGGCUUUCGUGACAUUGAUGAUACUGCUGAACACUUCGAGGAGAAAGUCUGGUCCGAUGGGUCUCAUUUUACAGAAGACAUGGCAAGUGUGUCGGUCUUGGUCCAGUCUCUGGCUUCUGCAUCGUCCGGAGGCCAUGAUCUCGCGGAAGAUACGGUUGGAGCAAUCCAUCGUUGUACAGCUUGGAAUCAAAAUGGGGAUUGGGCAGGGACCAUCAAAUGUCUUGUCGUGUUGACUGACGCUCCAGCCCAUGGUCUCGCACCUACUGAAUUUGUCAAUAUUCAGAACGGGGAUACCUACAGUGUUCGCCAUCCAAAUGGAUUGACUGUAGAAUCUGUGGUUAGUGAUAUGAUGGCAAAAGACAUUGACCUGUUCUUUUGCUCUUUUGAUCCUGCAGCCACGAGUAAGACCGAGCAAAGGCUGACAGACGCCUAUUUCAAGGAUGCCGGAAACUCACACGAGAAACAAGUUGCGUGCAUUCCAAUGGUGCAAUCCAACCAAUCCAUGGGAUCAUUGGCAUUGACCUUAUCGACCAAGCACAUCAUAUUCAUUCUCGACGAGUCCGGUUCGAUGGAGGAUGACUGGCCUGGUGUUGUUGAGGCGUACAACAAGUAUGUUGCUCGGCGCCUUCAAAGCCAAAGUACUCUUGAUCUGGUAUCCAUUGUCCAGUUUGACGAUAAUGCAAGGCUUACAGUCGACUGUGAGCCCAUCACAUCUGUUCCAAACACUCUUGAUUACAAUGGUGGAGGAACUCGCUUCAGUCCUGCGGCAUCUCUUGGGUCGCAAGCAGUCCAACAAUCACCAGCAUCGCAUGCUCCUGUUGUUGUUUUUAUGAGUGAUGGUGGAACUGAUCCUAGUGAUUCUGCACAAGCCUCACAAACACUUUCACAGCUGAAUUCGAUUGUAUUGCAACGGUACAAUCGAGACCUUGAGCUCCAUGUUAUCGCUUUUGGAGGCGGGGCCGAUACAAGACAGCUACUGGAUAUUUCACAAGCUUCCAAUGUUGGCCGGCUUCAUGCUAGUGCUGACUCAACAGCACUCACUCAGGUGUUUGAAAGCAUUGCUGGCGGUGAAGAUGUUACCGCGUUGAUGGAAUCCCAAAUCGGCAAGCGAAUAUCCGAUGCUGUUGCAAACAAGCUCAGUCUAGAGUACAUUGGAUAA
Messenger RNA from Cylindrotheca closterium, 4107 nucleotides. NCBI's taxonomy places the organism in Eukaryota, Bacillariophyta, Bacillariophyceae, Bacillariales, Bacillariaceae. The record is from the annotation of a GenBank genome assembly.